This is a messenger RNA of Myotis myotis, 3769 nucleotides long. It is a transcript of the gene CD244, whose product is annotated as CD244 molecule. The coding region runs from base 2141 to 3157 and encodes 338 amino acids. NCBI's taxonomy places the organism in Eukaryota, Metazoa, Chordata, Mammalia, Chiroptera, Vespertilionidae. The transcript has 7 exons. The record is from RefSeq and is a predicted model, not a curated record. Gene Ontology annotation, biological process: natural killer cell activation involved in immune response. Gene Ontology annotation, molecular function: MHC class I protein binding. Gene Ontology annotation, cellular component: external side of plasma membrane.
ACCCCCCAGCACAUGCCCUUACCCUGCUACUGUCUGUGUGCCUUGGUUAUGCUCAUAUGCAUGCAUACAAGUCCUUUGGUUGAUCUCUUACCCCCUCACCCCCCGCCUUCCCUCAUAGGUUGGGCAGUCUGUUCGAUUGUAGCCAUUUGUUCUUAACUCAGUUUGAUGCUGAUCAGAAUCUGGUGUCCUAAGGGCUUAAUGAUUAAGGAAUGCAGUGAAUGAACAGAAAGGAGAAAAGGGAUAUAUAUAUAUAUAUAUAUAUAUAUAUAUAUAUAUAUAUAUAUUUCAGGAGAGGGAAAGAGAGAAACAUCAAUGACGAGGGAAUCAUCAAACUGCUGCCCUCUGCAUGCCCCCUACUGGAGACUGAGUUUGCCACAGGGGCGUGUGCCCUUGACCAGAAUAGAACCCCAGACCCUUCAGUCUGCAGGCCAAUGCUCUAGCCACUGAGCCAAACUGGCUAGGGCAGAAAGGGUCAUAUUAAAGAAAUGGAGUUUCUGAGCAAUUACAUUUAUCUGUUUUAUGUCAGUUUAAUUAGGUCAGCCAAGGAGCCUAAAAGAGUAGGGAAAAAAUUUUCCUCUGUGACAGUUUGCACACACAACACCUAAAGUCCAUGUAUGUGCUGUAGGGGAAGAAAAAUUGCCUUCAGCUGAAAGAAUUGAAAUUCUAAAGUGGCAUGUUUUGGGGUAGCAUAUUCUGUCAGCCACCCAUGUCUGUUUUUGGACGGGAGUGUCCUAUAAAGGACAGGGUGAAAUCCUUAAAGAUGUUCAGACUGUGAAAGGGUGGCAUUACUGUUGGGUGAAACCAUCAGAUUUUUUUAAAAGGUGCCAGGAGGCAGGUACUCUUUAGAGUUAAGGUAAGCAGGUGUGGGUGGAAACGGCCUGCAUUGUUCCUGGUGGAGCCGCAGAGGAGCUGAUGUAAGGAAGUGGUUCUGGUUCGAGGGCGGGUUACAUGGUACGUACAUAGUAAUCUUUGGCCUGGAGUUCUCGUAAAUGCUGUGGGUUGUUCUAGAAUAGAUGCUCUACACGCAUGAACUUACUGAAUCCUCACACCUAAGAGAAGGUGUUACUGUCCCCGUUUCCAGGUGAGGACAGGAGGCACAGAGGCUGGCACUCCCUGUAGGUCACAGCUGGGAGUGCAGCCACCCCAGGUGGACGGCUUUGAGCCUGGGUUCUGAAGGCCGCUCACCACACCGCCUCCACCAAGGCUACGGAAACACCGUCCGUGGGGACACGAGCUUUGGGAAGCUUCCCUAAGCCAAGUCUGCACCUUGACCCCACAUGCAGUCCUCCGUUCAGAGCACCACCACCUUCAUGGCCCCGUCUCCGUGUGCCCUCAGCCCAGCUUCAGACUCAGGGCUGGAAGUGGGUCACAGGAUGGAAAAUGAGAGGGGCUGGCCUGAGGGGAACUGGAAGUGUUUGCUAUGACAGGAAAGCAGAAGAAAGGGAAAGUCCCUGCCUUCACCCUCCCUGGUGACGGGAAAGGGGUCAGGCCCUGUGUGUGCGAAGGUAGGGAAGGAAGAGAACGACCAGGGGAAAGUGGGAAAGGCAGGGAGGGAAUGUGGGCAGACAGGCAGGGACCUGGAGCCACAGCAGCUUCUUCAGAAAGCGCUUCAGUUUGCAGCGUUAAAGGCGGACGUGAACUUGCAGAGAACGCCCAGGCCUAUAGGGUUUUCUAGCACCAACUCCUCCACAUCCCCCACCUACCAAGGGCUCCACUGUUAGCCACACUCUCCCCUACACCCCCACAGUGUUGGAAGGGACGUCUAGGAUGAAGGCGUGUGGCCCCAUGUAGGUCUCCAUGGCAGUGAGAUGAGAGCUGGACAAGUUCUUGGCUCUGCCUGUGCACAAAGCUGCUGGGCUGGGGAGAGCGAAGGGCAAGAUUGUUCACUGGUGUGAGUCACUGUGAACCCCACCCACUUGAGGCAAACUUGGCCAGUUUAAUUGGUGGGAACUGUCACCCGGGCGAGGGACUGUGGCUUUUUCAGCAGCCUCGUUAGCUCUCAGUCAACGAGGAAGCCUCUGGGUGAGGAAACUGUGGCCAGACCAGCAGCGGGCCGUGCUCUCGGCCCCCAGACUGGAGGCUGUGGGGCCUGUGCACAGGGCGCCUGCAGACGGAGCCGCCUGGCCACCUGCCUGUGGAGAUGCUGGGGCCAGCUCUCGCCUUCCUAGUCCUGUUCCUGCAGGGACGGCACAGCCCAGCCGCUUCCUCUUGCCCGGAACCCCUGUCUCCGGAUGGACCUGUGGUGAGACCUUCGGGCACGUCUUUCUGCUUAGGGCCCGGCCACACCCCGACAGCGGUGAGGUCUUUUGACUGGAAGGUACGGCUGCGCUCAAACCCAAGCCCUUGUGUGCUGUUCACUUGGAAGAAUGAUUCUAGGCUGCAUCAUGCGCAUCGGAAUGCCAGUGACUGCAACAAUAGGCUCAAUUUUAGCAUCAAGGAGUUAAGGCUCCUCCUCAAGGCCACUCAGCCCAACGACAGCGGCACCUACUCCUUGGAGGUCACCUUUGAGAACGGCACCGUCAGGACCCACCGCUUCCACGUGUCCGUGUUGGACCCUGUGGGGAAGCCCGAGCUGCAGCUGCUGGAGCAGACGGCGGCCCUGGGCAGUGGACAGUGCCGAGUGACCCUGAACUGCUCGGCCUCCGGAGGUGGCGAUGUGACCUACACCUGGUACCGAGGGGGCGAGAGGAUCCCGACGCCCAGGAGCCCCUUCCGACUGGAGGAGCAGGUCGAUGUCAACGGCGGGCACAUAUACACCUGCAACGUCAGCAACCCCGUCAGCUGGGCGCACCAGAGCCUCCAGCUCGGCCAGGGCUGUGGGAGCACCCCCCAGAAGCUCGGCCUCCUGCCCCUCUUGAUGAUCAUCUUGGUUCUCAUACUCACGCUGCUGGGCACCCUCACUAGCGUCUGUGUGUGGAGAAGGGGGAGGAAGCCGGCAGAGUCCGGCCCAGAGGCAUCGCUGACAGUUUAUGAAGAUGUCAACCACCCGCCAGGCAGGAGCGGCCAGGGGCGGAGGCAGCAGCAGGACUCCGCUGGGAAAGGGAACACUGUCUACUCCAUGGUCCUGCCCCAGAUAGAAGAGCGAUUGUUUCCGCGAGCUUUGGGUUUAGCCACAUUGCAUUCUGAGAAGAGGACUUGGAGAUGCCGGGGAGACUGAGAUCCCUCCCCUGCAGCAUGGAGAUGCUUCUUUCAGAUACAGAGAAGGAAAACGGCUGCCAAAGGAGACAUGGAGAUGUUGAGGAAAGAACGCUGGGAGUCUGCGUUUAAAUUCUGCUGCUUCUGUGAUUUGGCUAUUUAUCUUUUGGAGGCUCAUCUGUGGAAUGAGGCAAAUUAUAGUCAUUCUUAUCAGAUAGGAGUGUCCUAAAGAUUAGGGGAGAAUACAGGUGCAGGGCCAGUUUGGCUCAGCUGGUUGAGUGUUGUCCCAUAUACUGAGAGGGCCGGGUUUGAUUCCUAGUCAGGGCAAAUGCCCGGGUUGUGGGCUCAAUCCCUAGUAGGGGACGUGCAGAAGGCAGCCAAUGAUGUUUCUCUCUCUCUCCCCUCCCUUCCCCUUUCUCUAAAAUCAAACAUAUUUUCCAAAAAAGCAGCAACUGUAUUUAAGAGAGGGACUAGCACUCAGCGGUGCGACCUGCCUCCCACCAGGCCAGGCUUUUUCAACCAACACUAACGCUUCUCUCUGGGCGGGCUGAGGGUGGCGCGGAAGAGGUGGAAGAGGCAACUCCCUCCGUGGGCUGUGCUACAUCUAUCUAUGCGUCUGAAAUGAUUUCAUUUC